Molecule: messenger RNA, 1981 nt
Organism: Mycotypha africana
Lineage: Eukaryota; Fungi; Mucoromycota; Mucoromycetes; Mucorales; Mycotyphaceae
Product: general substrate transporter
Exons: 5
Coding region: 258-1814 (518 amino acids)
Biological process (GO): transmembrane transport; carbohydrate transport
Cellular component (GO): membrane
Molecular function (GO): carbohydrate:proton symporter activity
Source: RefSeq, a predicted model, not a curated record
GUUCUUAUAGAAAAGCUGAUUUGAGUAUAAAUAAGUGGAGAAGAUCCUUUCUUUUACGGUUCUCUCUUCUCCAAAUAGUUCUGAUCGCUAUCCCUUUUUUCUUUCUUUUCAUUUUCUUUUUUCUACAUCUUUUUGUUUCCUGACCUGCUUAUUAUAGAAGCUAUUAUAUUCGUUACUGUUCUAUCCUUGUUCCUCUCCCCCUUUACAAAAGCUCAUUUACAAUAAGAAAAUUCAAAUACUAGUUGUUUGCUUCCAUCAUGGGUGUUCUAACCAGAUUCUCCACCAAUAUCUAUGCUAUCGGUACCUUUGCCGCCAUUGCUGGUAUCAUGUUUGGCUUUGACAUUGGUUCCAAUUCAGGUGUCAUUGGCACAGAACAAUAUCAAGAGUACUUUCAUAGACCUGAUCCUUUGUUGCAAGGUGGCAUCAACGGUGCUCUUUCAGCCGGUUGUUUCGUGGGUGCCUUAAUUGCAGGUUAUUUUGCGGACAGAUUUUCUCGUAAAUUUACACUUAUCGGUGCAUCUUCUUUGUUCAUUGUUGGUUCUGUGUUUCAGGCUGCUUCUAAUGGUGUUCCUUUACUAUGUGUUGGACGUGUGUUGAACGGUCUAUCUGUCGGCGUCACUUCCAUGGUAGUUCCCCUUUAUCAAUCUGAAGUGGCUCCUCAAGAAAUUCGGGGUCGUAUUGUUGCUGUUCAACAAUGGGCUAUUACUUGGGGUAUUAUGGUUUCUUUUUGGAUCCAAUAUGGUGCCCAAUUUGCUAAAAAUACUGCUGCCUUCCGUAUUCCUUGGGCUAUUCAAGCUGUUCCUGCUCUUGUUCUUACUUGUGGUAUGUGGAUUUUCCCUCAUUCUCCUCGAUGGCUUGCAGAUAAAGGCCGUAUAGAAGAAGCUACCAAGGUCCUUGCUGACAUUCACGGCAACGGUGACCCCAAUCAUCCUCGUGUUCAACGGGAAGUCGAAGAAAUUAUGGCUGCUAUCCACUUUGACAGAGAAAUCGCCUCUCACCGUUAUACUGAUUUAUUCAAGCCUGGUAUGGCCUACCGUGUCUCUCUUGGUGUGUGUCUUCAAAUUUGGCAACAAUUGACAGGCAUGAACAUUAUUAUGUUCUAUGUCGUUUUCCUAUUUCAACAAGCUGGUAUCGGUGAUAGUCAAGAAGCACGUUUGGUUUCUUCUGGUGUUUCUUACGUUAUCAACGUGGUAAUGACUGUGCCUGCUAUUCUCUGGGUCGAUAAAUGGGGACGUCGUCCUACUUUGAUCUUUGGCGCUCUUUUUAUGUCCAUCUUCUUAUGGACUGUAGGUGGUGUCUUGUCUACAGGCAACUGGUCGAUCGGUGCUGAUGGUAAAUGGGGUGUCAAACUUACAAGCAAAUCACAAGCCGAUGGGGUUGUUGCUUGUAUUUACCUUUUCGUCGCUUCAUUUGCUACUACUUGGGGUCCUUUGGGUUGGAUUUAUCCUGCUGAAAUAUACCCUCUUCGUGUUCGUGCUAUGGCCGUCUCCUUAUCUACAGCCUCUAAUUGGUUGUUCAACUGGGUUUUGAACUUUGUUGUACCCUUGCUUAUGGAACGUAUUCGUUACGGUUUGUACCUCUUGUUUGCUGCUUUCAAUCUGUUGAUGGCUAUUCAUGUUUUCAUUGCUUAUCCCGAAACAAAGGGCUUUACUCUUGAAGAAAUUGAUAUUGUCUUCCAACACAAUCCUCGUAAGAAGAUUCCUCGUGAAGUGAUGGACAAAUGGAUUGAAGAUAGAGGCAUUCAACGAGAGAACAGCCACGCUGAUAAUUUCAGUGAAAAUAAGACAGAAGUUACUAGACAUGAAGAGGCUUAGUUGUUUGUUUUCUUCCUUUAACGUACUUUUUCUGACCUUUGUUUAUCUAUCUGCCACAGCUUUUUUUUUUUUCCCCCUACCUUUUCUUACUAUUUAUAGUAUUUUUAAUUCUGUACUCAUUCUUAUAUUAAUACAUAUGCCUUUUAAUUUAAUGCCAUAUCAGCAAG